Doryrhamphus excisus (bluestripe pipefish) is the source of this 2078-nucleotide messenger RNA. It is a transcript of the gene tubg1, whose product is annotated as tubulin, gamma 1. Gene Ontology annotation, molecular function: GTP binding. Gene Ontology annotation, cellular component: microtubule; gamma-tubulin complex. Lineage: Eukaryota; Metazoa; Chordata; Actinopteri; Syngnathiformes; Syngnathidae. The record is from RefSeq and is a predicted model, not a curated record. Gene Ontology annotation, biological process: microtubule nucleation; cytoplasmic microtubule organization.
GCCGAAAUUCCUUUUUUGAGCACCCGGCAGCAUUUCAACCUUUACCAAUUUCCACCUGAGGGGGGCGCUGCAGGACUUUUACCGUACAGACGAAGAAGUACCAAGCGGGAAGCUGCAGUCCAUACAUUUAGCUGGCACGCAGCUAGCGUAGCUACAUAAAGGUGCCAACGAAGACUUGAAGAUGCCGAGGGAAAUCAUAACGCUACAACUUGGACAGUGCGGGAAUCAAAUCGGCUUUGAGUUCUGGAAGCAGCUGUGUGCAGAACAUGGCAUCAGUCCAGAAGGGAUCGUUGAAGAGUUUGCCACUGAAGGGACCGACAGAAAGGAUGUGUUUUUCUAUCAGGCCGAUGACGAGCACUACAUCCCCCGUGCCGUUCUCCUGGACCUGGAGCCCAGGGUGAUCCACUCCAUUCUCAACUCACCUUACGCUAACCUGUACAACCCGGAGAACAUUUACCUAUCGGAGCACGGCGGAGGCGCCGGGAACAACUGGGCCAGCGGAUACUCGCAGGGGAAAAAAAUCCAAGAAGACAUAUUCGACAUCAUCGACCGGGAAGCAGACGGAAGCGAUAGCCUGGAGGGAUUUGUCCUGUGUCAUUCCAUCGCCGGCGGCACGGGCUCGGGUCUGGGAUCAUACCUGCUGGAGAAGCUGAACGACAGGUACCCCAAGAAGCUGGUGCAGACGUACUCGGUCUUCCCCAACCAGGACGAGAUGAGCGACGUGGUGGUGCAGCCGUACAACUCGCUGCUGACGCUCAAGAGGCUCACGCAGAACGCCGAUUGCGUGGUGGUUCUGGACAACACGGCUCUGAACCGCAUCGCCACAGACCGCCUGCACAUCCAGAAUCCUUCCUUCUCUCAGAUCAACCAGCUGGUGUCCACCAUCAUGUCAGCGAGCACCACCACGCUGCGCUACCCGGGCUACAUGAACAACGACCUCAUCGGCCUCAUCGCCUCCCUCAUCCCCACGCCGCGCCUCCACUUCCUGAUGACGGGCUACACGCCGCUCACCACCGACCAGUCGGUGGCCAGCGUGAGGAAGACCACCGUGCUGGAUGUGAUGAGGAGGCUCCUGCAGCCCAAGAACGUGAUGGUGUCCACGGGCAGAGAGCGCCAGCCCAGCCAUUGUUACAUCGCUAUCCUCAACAUCAUCCAGGGGGAGGUGGACCCCACUCAGGUUCACAAAAGCCUCCAAAGGAUCCGUGAGCGUAAACUGGCUAGCUUCAUCCCGUGGGGUCCUGCUAGCAUCCAAGUGGCGCUAUCCAGGAAGUCCCCUUACCUGCCAUCAGCCCACAGAGUCAGCGGACUCAUGAUGGCCAAUCACACCAGCAUCUCCUCUCUGUUUGAGCGUACGUGCCGUCAGUAUGACAAGCUCCGCAAACGCGAGGCCUUCCUGGAGCAGUUCCGCAAGGAGGACAUCUUCAAGGACAACUUUGACGAGCUGGACAACUCCCGUGAGGUGGUGCAGCAGCUGGUGGACGAGUACAGCGCCGCCACCCGGCCCGACUACAUCUCCUGGGGCACGCAGGAACAGUAACUCCGCUCUAAUGACCUUUUGACCGCAGCAGUCAUGCAGGAAAACAAGCAGGAUUAGUUGGGACUCGUGUACACGUCUUGGAGCAUUUUUACCACCACUAAACAUUUGGCUGUAAAUACUAAAUGCUAAACUGUAGUAGUGGAGUAUACAUGUAUGUUUUUCAGCACUCAUGCACAAUUUUCUGCUUUUUUUUUUUUUUUUGUGCUUCGAAGGUGCACAGCCUCAAGUCAACAUGCGCGUUGAGGCGAUUGCAUGAUGGGAAUAUAUUUUUUAUUUAAAUAAAAUAGUCGGAUUCACAGGCAGUCUGCACUGACAAUGAUUAUAAACGCACUCAAAAAAGGACAUUUCAUUAGGUUAACUAGUACCAGAAAAAAAUCUAAUACCGGAAUUUGACUCUUUUUGUGCAGCUAAUUGAAGAUAAAAAUGUUUAGAUAUGCAGGUGUACCUAAUGAAGUGUCCAAUGAGUGUUAAAAGUUUCAUAGUUACAUUGCUUGUUGGACCUAUUUCAAAUUAAAAAUAAAAUAACGCAUUUAAGAGUAUU